AGUUCCGUUUACAAAUUUGCAUAAAUAUUAUAAUACCUUGUGAGCGAGCACAUGUGGACGGCCAACUUGCCCCACGUUUUAUUUACAUGCCACUUCGGCUUCGGUGGUCUUUAACUCGAGAACCGAAUCGCGGGGUUCUUCCACUAUUGACAAGGGCCUAAUUUUUGGAGCUAUUGAUUCACUUACAAUACCACACCAAUUGAUACUAAAAUUAUUUGAUACUUCUUACAUAUUACCUAUCUAUGUACUUUUCGAAGUCACUUUGUAUCUACUCUUUACAUUACACCAAUUGAUAUACUCUACCAUCUUUAAAGAAUAACAAUCAUUUUGUAUACUCAUCACGAACUUUAUUCCCCAGAUACCCCGCCAUUUCAGUGAAGAACAUAAGAUUCAUUUCACCCUACGCGUACCUAUAGAUUCUACACAUCUACACCGUUUUAAGCUCUACAUCCAAACCAUGAGUCUCAAAGGCGUUCACCUUCUCGCCGGCAAAACCGCCGCUAUAACCGGUGGAACCACAGGAAUCGGCCGCGCAAUUGCUCUCCUUUAUCUUCGUCAAGGUUGUAAUGUAGCAGUCAAUCAUCUCGGUCUCGACUCCGAUAUCCCACAUCUGGAAUCGCUACAUGCGGAAGCCAAAGCUCUGGCGCGAGAAAAUGCGAAGGCGGGGAAAUUAUUAGAUGUACCAGGAGAUGUUAGUAAACCGGAGACGGGGAAGGAAUUGGUGGAGAAGGCAGUGGAGAAAUGGGGACGAUUGGAUGUUUUUGUUAGUAAUGCGGGAGUUUGUCGGUUUGCAGAGUUUUUGGAACUAGAACCCGAUCUCUUUUCCCACACCGUCCGCACCAAUCUCGACGGCGCCUUCUACACCUCCCAAGCCGCCGCCCGUCAAAUGUCCUCUCAAUCUCCUCCCGGCGGCUCCAUCAUCGCCAUCUCCUCCAUCUCCGCUCUCGUAGGCGGCGCACAACAAACCCAUUAUACACCCACCAAAGCCGGUGUUCUAUCACUCAUGCAAAGUAUGGCGUGUGCGCUGGGUAAAUACGGUAUUAGAUGUAAUGCACUCCUACCCGGAACGAUCAGGACGCAGUUGAAUGAGGAGGAUUUGAAAGAUGAGGAGAAGAGGAAAUAUAUGGAAGGAAGGAUUCCGUUGGGGAGAACGGGGGUUCCGGGAGAUUUGGCGGGGCCGGCGGUAUUUUUGGCAAGCGAGGAAUUGAGCGGGUAUGUGAAUGGGAGUGGACUUUUGGUGGAUGGGGGACUGUUUGUUAAUUUGCAGUGAGGGGGUGUGAAGACGGGAAAAAGAAUGUACAUAGAUAGAUUAGAUACUCGGACUCGCAUCGAUUCUCGAAAGGUCGAGAAACUUUUGUAUCUCACCGUAUUGGAUAUGGUAUGCAUUUCUCGCCGAGGUGAAAAGCUUG
Molecule: messenger RNA, 1409 nt
Organism: Botrytis deweyae
Lineage: Eukaryota; Fungi; Ascomycota; Leotiomycetes; Helotiales; Sclerotiniaceae
Exons: 3
Coding region: 458-1270 (270 amino acids)
Molecular function (GO): oxidoreductase activity, acting on the CH-OH group of donors, NAD or NADP as acceptor
Source: RefSeq, a predicted model, not a curated record